AUGGAAGCAGAUAAGAAUGAUUCAACCACACAUAGUAUUGAGAAUACGGAUGUUUCACAGGAUGAUUUCAGCAACGAAUUAGCUGCUGCCAUAAGGAAAUCCUGGUCGGAAGCAGUUCCAGCACCUGAGCCUGUCACCCUCACAUCUGGAAGAUAUAGACAUCCUAUGGAGGAAAGGUCCCCCAUUGGAACUCCCGUGAGUUCCAUACCAGGACGCUCUGCACAAACGCCACCUCUACCCGGUGUGGAUCCAACAAUACCUAUCCAAUCGUCUCUUCGUCAACAAUUUCAACAACCUUCUACGAAUAAUAGUAAUAAUGGGGGAACAGACUAUCAAUUAUUUAAGCAUCAUUACUCUCUACAAGAUAAUCAAAGGGGUAAUUCAGUUUCCGAUAUCCUCAAUGAUCUAGAAAUAAACGGUCCAGCAGACGUCGGAAGUCACGAACGACAAGAAUCACAAAUGAGAUCCAUGUCACCUCAACGACCACCUUUAAACACGAGACGUAGUUCUAUUCAAGAUGUUCAAUGGAUCCGACAAUUAUUGAAUCCUAGAAGUUCAUUUUCCGGUGCUUCACUUAAUGAACCUCCCAGUGCUAUUAGAAUGGAGACACCACAAGUUGGUAAUAAGAAAGGUUGGGUUACUAUUCUUAAGGACACAUCUAUGCGAUCUGUGAAGUCGUUGUUGGUGCUAUACCAUUCAUUACAAUUGGUUGGAAGUAAAUAUAAGCUUUAUGUGAUUUAUGAUUUGAUGCAAGAUGUUUCUGAGUUGCGGAGAUUGGAUGUUGUGUUGAUGGGUACAAGUUUUUCCAUGAUGGAUAAGAAAUGGGAUGAAUUAAGUUUAUUUUGGAGUCACUUGGAGAAUUAUGACUUAGAAUUGAGUUGUUACUUGUCAUCCAAUUGUUUAAUAUUGGCAAAUAUUGAUGAAUUAUUGGAUAGUAAUGAGAUUGCUGAGGAGAUUGACAAUGAGACAUGUGUUUUGUUAAGUAAUGAGACGAAUAUGGAGGAUGGUACGAUAGCACCCCAAAUUAUUAUAUUUAGACCUAAUCGUGAAGUGAAGAUGUGCAUAGAUGAAUUUUUCACGAUAUAUGGAGAUAUCAACAGUACGGAAGAGUUACAAUUGAAAAAGAGGAAAUUUAAAGAAAUGACUGAUUUUGAUGUAUUGAAGAAAUUAUUUGGAGAUACUUGGGGCCAUCUAUCUGCCGAGGGGUAUGUGGUAACAUUGAGACAAGAUGUUCCUCUGAAUGAGACGCAUAGGAUAAUUGAUUUCCAAUAUUUACAGCCCUGGAAUCUGGGUAGUGGUGGUGAGGGAUACGGCAAUCUUAAGACAGAUUCAGUUUGCUACAGAUGGGUCCAGAUAUGGAAUGAUUUUCUGGCACAUAAUAAGUAA
Molecule: messenger RNA, 1386 nt
Organism: Naumovozyma castellii
Lineage: Eukaryota; Fungi; Ascomycota; Saccharomycetes; Saccharomycetales; Saccharomycetaceae
Gene: IDS2
Product: Ids2p
Exons: 1
Coding region: 1-1386 (461 amino acids)
Source: RefSeq, a predicted model, not a curated record